AGGCGCGUGUCGCUCGUCCUGCUCCAGAACUCUCGAGACCCUCUAACUGACACAGAACCGAUCCGCAUCAUGGACUCCGUGGACUCCGUGUACUCCGACAUCGACAGCAACAGCUGCGACUUCUUCCCGCAUACCGACACCGAGGAGGACUCCCGCGGGAGCCCGCGCUCCGUGUCCCCGGAGCCCGAGCAGCCGCAGAAGAAGCGGCGCCGCGGACGCGGACGCAGCGACGGAACCGUGCCCGUGGUAAGGAAGAACCGGCGCGUAAAAGCCAACGACCGGGAGAGGAACCGCAUGCACAACCUGAACGACGCGCUGGACACGCUGCGCGAGGUGCUGCCGGACUUCCCGGACGAGACCAAGCUCACCAAGAUCGAGACUCUGCGCUUCGCGCACAACUACAUCUGGGCUCUGUCGGAGACGAUCCGCAUCGCGGACCUGCAGACGGGCAAACCGGGAGACGCUCCUCUGCUGCUGAGCUCCGCGCGCCUCGGUAGUGACGCGCAGAGCCCCGGUAGCGACGCGCGCUCCUGGAGCUCCAGCGACUCCUCGUCCUCCUCAUCCCCGUCCUACUGCGCCUCCACUCCGGGCAGCCCCGCCAGACCGGAGGACUACGGCUACCGGCCGCAGGACGCUCUGUUCGGCUUCCGCAGCUUCGUGCCGGGCGUCUACUGACCGAUGGAGAGACUACCGGAGACUCUUACCGGAGACAGUUUGUGUUGGACUAAGAAUCAGCC
Anarrhichthys ocellatus (wolf-eel) is the source of this 737-nucleotide messenger RNA. It is a transcript of the gene neurog1, whose product is annotated as neurogenin 1. Lineage: Eukaryota; Metazoa; Chordata; Actinopteri; Perciformes; Anarhichadidae. The transcript is spliced from 2 exons. Bases 70 to 675 code for a protein of 201 amino acids. Gene Ontology annotation, cellular component: nucleus. The record is from RefSeq and is a predicted model, not a curated record. Gene Ontology annotation, molecular function: DNA-binding transcription factor activity, RNA polymerase II-specific; protein dimerization activity; E-box binding. Gene Ontology annotation, biological process: positive regulation of transcription by RNA polymerase II; axon development; sensory organ development.